AUGACAAACUCCCCUACCCGGAACAUGAUCCGGAUACGUCUUACCAUUAUGGCUUUCUCCAUAUUGGGCCUGGUGUUAGCUAGUCUAAACUCGGCUAUUACGAGAUUCGCCAUCGUUCUGCGAGACCGAGCGCGAUUGGGCAUCACAGAACCCGACAAUGCCAUUCUUGCCCACUCAUUCCAACAACUCAUGGAAAGAGUUCUCGGAGACGUACUCAUUGCCGCCCUCGCUUCAGCCCUCUCUGCCAUUGCCGGGCUUGUGCUUUUGGUUUACUCAAGGCGGCUACGCGAAAACAGCAACCUUCAAAUCUACUUUGGAUUCAUGCAGCUUAUUCUGAGUUUGGUCAUCCUCGUCACCGGAGCCUACCUGGCAGAUCAUGUCCACGGGUGCCAAUCCUCCUUUACAGUCCUGCAAGGGGAUGACAGAAUACCAUAUCACUCUAUCAUGUAUUUUGGUGGCGUUGGGGAGGCCGUUUAUGGGGCACUCGUGAUUCUCAUAGGUGCAGGAUACUUCGGUUUGAGUUUGGCUUUUGGAAGCUAA
Molecule: messenger RNA, 540 nt
Organism: Penicillium canariense
Lineage: Eukaryota; Fungi; Ascomycota; Eurotiomycetes; Eurotiales; Aspergillaceae
Exons: 1
Coding region: 1-540 (179 amino acids)
Source: RefSeq, a predicted model, not a curated record